AUGGGUCCAAUCACUCUCUUGCUACUGCCUUUCUUGUCGUCAUUAGCCGUCAAUGCUGCCCAAUUGACUCUACAGUCUCCAAGAUUCAAUGUCGUUGCAUCCGAUGGCUCACAGCUUCGUUCUGAGCCAAUUUCUCUCGCGCCAAAAUCUGAAGUCUCAAUUGUGCUGAAUGCGAGCGACACGUUGAAACUGACAUUCCAAGUCGUGGAAAAGGACGAAGGCAAGGGUGUGCAGCCUCACCAGACCUUCCUCCGAUUCUUCGACGAGGACUCCGGCGAGGAAGGCAUCCAACCAGUAAAAACGACCUCUGCAGGAAAAGCUAAAUUCGAACUUAACAUGGCUCGUCCGCCUUCUUCCCUCCCACCCAGCGGUAGCGCACCGCUCAAAGUUUCCCUCAUAAUCGGCUCUUUCUCCCACUCCCCUGCCAAGUUCGACCUCUUCGACCUCUCCGUACCCGCGUCCCUGCCCCCUCCGCAGCACCCCGACGAACCGACGUUCCACCCUCUCCCCGCGAUCCAGCACACUUUCAAUCCCGAACCGACGAUGCCCCCGCGCUUCAUCUCGGCCGUAUUCACAGCUCUCGUGCUGUCUCCUUGGGUCGUUCUCGUCGGUCUCUGGUCGGCCGUCCGCCCGCGCGUCCCGCAUCUCUUCUCUGCCAGCGUUCUUCCUUUCACCGCCUCCCUUGGGGCGUUUGAGGGCCUGCUCUUCUGGUACUGGCUUGAGCUGCGUCUCGGUCAAAUCCUCCUGUACGGCACGUUCGCGGCCGUCUUCACCGCACUCACAGGCAAGCGUGCUCUCGCGAAGAUCGGCGAGCGCAGGUUGGCCCGCAAGUAA
Molecule: messenger RNA, 834 nt
Organism: Heterobasidion irregulare TC 32-1
Lineage: Eukaryota; Fungi; Basidiomycota; Agaricomycetes; Russulales; Bondarzewiaceae
Exons: 4
Coding region: 1-834 (277 amino acids)
Biological process (GO): protein N-linked glycosylation
Cellular component (GO): oligosaccharyltransferase complex; membrane
Source: RefSeq, a predicted model, not a curated record